Myotis myotis is the source of this 6827-nucleotide messenger RNA. It is a transcript of the gene MYO16, whose product is annotated as myosin XVI. The record is from RefSeq and is a predicted model, not a curated record. The transcript has 34 exons. Bases 31 to 5637 code for a protein of 1868 amino acids. NCBI's taxonomy places the organism in Eukaryota, Metazoa, Chordata, Mammalia, Chiroptera, Vespertilionidae. Gene Ontology annotation, molecular function: cytoskeletal motor activity; ATP binding; protein phosphatase binding. Gene Ontology annotation, cellular component: myosin complex; nucleoplasm; perinuclear region of cytoplasm. Gene Ontology annotation, biological process: phosphatidylinositol 3-kinase/protein kinase B signal transduction; negative regulation of G1/S transition of mitotic cell cycle; neuron projection morphogenesis.
CAGCUAUGUAAUGUUUUCCGAUCCCAUGAAAUGGAAAUUGACCAGUGCUUGCUGGAGACCCUUCCCCUUGGCCAAAGGCAGCGGCUGGUGAAACGCAUGCGCUGUGAACAAAUCAAAGCCUACUAUGAAAGAGAGAAGGCUUUUCAGAAGCAGGAAGGAGUCCUGAAAAAACUGAAGCAUGGCAAGAACCAGAAAGUGCAUUUUAACCUUGCUGACAUGAUUCAGGAUGCAAUUAUCCACCAUGAUGACAAAGAAGCACUUCGACUGUUGAAGGAGGGGGUGGACCCCCACACUCCCGUUUCCUCAGGAGGGUCCCUGCUCCAUCUGUGUGCUCGUUAUGAUAACGCCUUCAUUGCAGAGAUCCUCAUUGACAAAGGGGUCAAUGUCAAUCACCAGGAUGAAGACUUUUGGACGCCAAUGCACAUUGCCUGUGCAUGUGAUAAUCCAGAUAUUGUCCUGCUCCUCGUAUUAGCUGGAGCCAAUGUCCUUCUCCAGGAUGUUAAUGGAAACAUACCAUUGGAUUAUGCUGUAGAAGGGACAGAAUCAAGCUCUGUUCUAUUGACGUAUCUGGAUGAAAAGGGGGUGGAUCUGACCUCCCUGCGCCAGAUGAAGCUUCAGAGACCCAUGAGUAUGUUAACCGAUGUCAAACACUUCUUAUCAUGUGGAGGGAAUGUUAACGAGAAAAAUGAUGAAGGAGUAACACUGUUACAUAUGGCAUGCGCCAGUGGCUACAAGGAGGUAGUGUCUCUCCUCUUGGAACAUGGGGGAGACCUCAACGCAGUGGAUAAUCAGUACUGGACCCCACUUCACUUGGCAGCAAAGUAUGGCCAGACAAACCUGGUGAAACUUCUUUUGAUGCAUCAGGCAAAUCCAAACCUUCUGAACUGCAAUGAAGAGAAGGCCUCAGAUAUCGCUGCAUCUGAGUUUAUUGAGGAAAUGCUGCUGAAAGCCGAAAUUACCUGGGAAGAAAAAAUGGAAGAGCCUUUAUCUGUGCCUACCUUAGCACAAGAGGAACCCUAUGAAGAGAUCCUUCAUGACCUGCCAGCUCUUUCCAGUAAGCUCAGUCCCCUGGUGUGGCCAAUUGCCAAGCAAGACAGUUUGUUGGAAAAAGACAUUAUGUUUAAAGAUGCAACAAAAGGCCUAUGCAAGAAACAGUUCCAGGACAGCUCUCCUGAAAGCUCCACUGUGAAUGGCCCCACCAAACCUGAGCAGGUCAAGCUAAUGCCUCCUGCUCCAAAUGAUGACCUAGCAACACUCAGUGAGCUCAACGAUGGCAGCCUGCUUUAUGAAAUUCAAAAGCGUUUUGGGAACAAUCAGAUAUACACUUUCAUUGGGGACAUCCUCUUACUUGUUAAUCCAUUCAAGGAGCUUCCAAUUUAUUCCACCAUGGUCUCCCAGCUGUACCGGAGCAGCACGGGGCAGCCCUGCUCCUCCCUGCCACCCCACAUUUUCUCCUGUGCGGAGCGGGCCGUGUACCAGCUGUUCCAGGAGCAGCGGCCCCAGUGCUUCGUUCUCAGUGGGGAAAGAGGGUCUGGAAAGACCGAAGCCAGCAAACAAAUAAUUAGGCACCUAACCUGUAGGUCGGGCACCAGCAGGCCUAUCUUUGAUUCCAAAUUCAAACACGUCACGUGCAUUUUAGAGGCCUUUGGACAUGCUAAGACAACUCUUAAUGACCUGUCCAGUUGCUUCAUAAAGUAUUUCGAACUGCAAUUCUGCGAGAGGAAAAAACAGUUAACUGGAGCCAGAAUUUAUACAUAUAUGCUAGAGAAAUCCAGACUCAUUUCACAACCCCUUGGCCAAAGCAACUUUCUCAUUUUCUACUUGUUGAUGGAUGGGUUAUCUGCUGAGGAGAAAUAUGGACUUCACCUUAAUAAUUUAUGUGCACAUCGGUAUUUGAACCAGACCCUGAGAGACGACCUAUCAACAGCAGAGCAUUCCCUGAACAGGGAGAGGUUUGCUGUUUUGAAACAAGCCUUGAAUGUAGUUGGCUUCAGUAACUUGGAGGUGGAAAAUCUGCUUGUGAUUCUAGCAGCAAUAUUACACGUUGGAGACAUUCGGUUCACGUCUCUAACUGAGGAGGACUCUGCAUUUGUUUCCGACCUCCAGCUCCUAGAACAAGUGGCUGGGAUGUUACAAGUCUCAGCAGAUGAACUGGUGUCUGCUCUAACAACUGAUAUUCAAUAUUUGAAAGGGGAUAUGAUCACACGGCGGCAUACUAUAGAGAUGGCGGAAUUUUACCGGGAUCUCCUGGCCAAGUCCUUGUACAGUCGUUUGUUUAGCUUUUUGGUGAAUAGCAUGAAUUGUUGCCUCCAGAGUCAAGAUGAGCCUAGCAGCAUGCAGACUUUGCAUAUCGGAAUAUUGGACAUCUUUGGUUUUGAAGAAUUUCAAAAGAAUGAAUUUGAACAACUUUGUGUCAACAUGACCAAUGAGAAGAUACACCACUAUAUCAAUGAAGUGCUUUUUCUACACGAGCAAACAGAGUGUGUACAAGAGGGAAUUACCAUGGAAACAGCUUAUUCUCCUGGUAACCAGACUGGAGUUUUGGAUUUUUUUUUCCAGAAGCCAUCUGGAUUUCUCUCUUUAUUGGAUGAAGAAAGUCAAAUGAUUUGGUCAAUGGAAACAAAUCUUCCCAAAAAACUACAAAGUCUCCUUGAAUCCUCAAAUACAAAUGCAGUAUAUUCCCCCAUGAAGGAUGGGAAUGGGAAUGUUGCCCUCAAAGAUCAAGGCACAGCAUUCACUAUUAUGCACUAUGCAGGACGGGUAACGUAUGAAAUUGUUGGAGCAAUUGAAAAAAAUAAAGACUCCCUUUCACGGAAUCUUUCAUUUGUAAUGAAAACUAGUGAAAAUGUCGUGAUCAAUCACUUGUUCCAGUCGAAACUGUCACAAACAGGAUCCCUUCUAUCUUCCUAUCCUUCCUUUAAAUUCAGAGGACAUAAAUCUACCCUGCUCAAUAAGAAAAUGACAGCUUCUUCAACUAUUGGAGAAAACAGGAAUUAUCUAGAACUUAGUAAGUUAUUGAAAAAGAAAGGAACUUCUGCAUUUCUUCAAAGACUGGAACGAGGAGGUCCAGUCACCAUUGCAUCACAACUCAGGAAAUCUCUAACGGAUAUUAUUGGAAAACUUCAGAAGUGCACGCCACACUUUAUUCAUUGCAUCAAGCCCAAUAACUCAAAGCUGCCAGAUACCUUUGAUAAUUUUUACGUGUCUGCUCAGCUACAAUAUAUUGGGGUCCUGGCGAUGGUGAAGAUCAUCCGAUAUGGAUACCCUGUUCGCCUGUCCUUCUCAGAUUGCCUGUCAAGGUUUAAGCCCUUGGUGGAGACACUCCCCGGCGAGAAGAAGAAGCUGUCUGCUGAGGAGAAAUGCCGACUUGUUCUCCAGCAGUGUAAAUUACCAGGCUGGCAGAUGGGAGUCCGAAAAGUGUUUCUAAAAUACUGCCAUGCCAACCAGCUCAAUGAUUUGUGCCUACAGCUGCAGAGAAAAAUUAUCAUCUGUCAAAAAGUUAUAAGAGGAUUUCUGGCACGCCAGCACUUGCUUCAGAAAAGAAGCAUCAGACAGCAAGAGGUCACAUCCAUCAACAGCUUCCUGCAGAUUACAGAGGACAUGGGGCUGAAGACCUAUGAUGCCCUGGUCAUUCAGAAUGCUUCAGACAUUGCCCGUGAGAAUGACCGGCUCAGGAAUGAAAUGAAUGCUACUUACCACAAAGAGAAGUUGGAGGCCAGAGGCAAGCAAGAGGAAGGAACCAAAAGAACUGAAGACAGGAGUGGACCCAGGCAUUUCCACUGCAGCUCCGUCCCAGUCCCCAUGGCUGCGGACAGCCUGGUGCAGUCCCUGGCUGGCUCCUCCACCCGGUCUCCUUCUCUGCACUCGGUGUUCAGCCUGGAUGACAGCAGUGGCCUCCCGUCACCACGGAAACAGCCUCCGCCCAAGCCAAAGAGGGACCCUGCCACGCGGCUGAGCGCCUCCUAUGAGGCUGUGAGCGCCUGCCUGUGGGCCGCAGCCAAGGAAUCAUCGACUGAAGUGCUCACCCGGCCCAGACCGCACAGUGACGACUACAGCACCAUGAAGAAGAUUCCUCCUCGAAAGCCAAAGCGAAGUCCCCACACCAAGCUCAGCGGCUCCUCGGAGGAGAUCUCCGGCGCCGGGCCCGGGGCGGUGGGCGUCCCGGGCGCGCGGCACAGAGCAGGGGGUCCACAGUGCGCCCUGAGGGCCAUGCUGGGGGUCCCCGCGCACCCAGCGCCCCUGGCGCACUCUGAGGCCGAGACAGAGCCUGAGCCGGAGCCCGUCUACAUCGAGAUGGUGGGCCACGCGGGCAGCCCCGACCAGGGGGAAGCGGUGUACGAGGAGAUGAAGUACUUCGCGCCCCCAGAGGACGGGGGCGCUCAGGUGGCGGGCGCCUGGGCGGCCGUGUCACUCCCGUGGCUGUGUGAGCGCCCCAGCCCCUUCACCUUGGAGGAGAGAGACACUGGCUGCCAGACACCAGGGCCGGGCAAAGACACCUGCGACAUCCCCGCCCCCUUCCCCAACCUGCUGCCUCACCGGCCCCCGCUCCUGGUGUUCCCCCCGACCCCUGUCACCUGCUCCCCAGCGUCGGAUGAAUCGCCUUUGACGCCCCUGGAGGUGAAAAAGCUGCCAGUCCUGGAAACCAACCUCAAGUACCCUGUGCAGUCGGAAGGCUCCAGUCCUCUGUCGCCACAGUAUUCCAAGAGCCAAAACGGGGGUGGUGACAGGCCCCCGUCCCCCGGCCUACCUGUGUUCAACGGGUCCCACAAAGUCUCUCCGCCUCCCACGCCGCCGCCUCCUCCCCCUGCGCCGCCUGCCGCUGCCCACCGCCACUUCACCUUCCCACCCGAGGCCGGCGUGGUGCCCACGGGGAAAGCAGCCGCAAACCCGGAUCUGCCCAAAGUGCAGCAAAAGCCAAACUCUGCUCCCGCAGCGGGUCCCUGCAGCUCCUUCUCCAAGGCUCCGCAUUCCCCUGGGAAGGCAGCAGCUAGAGUGGACCAUCGGAAGGCCAACUCCAACGCCUCGUCUCCAGUCCCCUACAGCCCCCCGAACUCCAGGCCCCUCGGCAGCCCCCUGGACGAGCUAACCAGCCUCUUUAACUCCGGGAGGAGCGUCCUUCGGAAGUCUGCAGCGGGAAGAAAAAUCAGGGAACCUGAAGGUUUUGAAACUAACAUGAACCUGACUAGCCGAGAUGAUCCCGGUACAUCAGAGAUCGCACCAGAGACUCAAGAUAGAAAUGCAAAUAACCAUGGAAUUCAAUUAUCUAAUUCACUCUGUAGUGCUGUCGCUACUGAAAAUGGCAAUUCCAUCUCAAAUGGUUUACCUGAAGAAGAGGGAUUCUCCAGGUUGUCUGUGAGUGGGACAGCGACCUCAACAUUUCAGAGACAUAGAGAGAGUCACACCACUCAGGUUAUCCAUCAGCUGAGGCUCUCAGAGAAUGAAAGUGUGGCCCUGCAGGAGCUCCUGGACUGGAGGCGAAAGCUCUGUGAGGAAGGAGAAGACUGGCAGCAGAUUCUGCAGCACUCUGAGCCCAGAGUGCCUCCUCCACCUCCAUGCAAAAAGCCCACACUCCUGAAGAAGCCUGCAGGGGCCCCCUGCAGCAAGCUGCCUUCCCAGUUCUGGGACACUACCAUGUGAUGUGAUCCAGCUCACAGCAUAAAACUGCCCAGUGAUUCCAGGCAGCACCCACAGAAGGCUGCCUCUGAUACUGCUGGGUGCUCUCUCCACGAAUUUACACAGAAAAGCACAGAACACGGAAGUUAAAUACCUGAGAUUCCGUGUAUGUGUGUGUGUGUGUGACUGUGACUGUGUAUGUGUGUGUGUGACUGUGUGUGUGUGUGUGUGUGCGUGUGUUUUCUUACCCAUUCCAUGGGGAUACACUCCAAUUUCCAGGCUCCAUGGUGAUAGGGCCAUGCUACUUCCAUGUAGCAAGUGAAAGGCCAUAAAAAGAUAUGGAUGAGGUGAGAGAGGAAAGAGGGGUGGAGGAGAGGAGGGAUUCAUGCACACUAUACACUUGUUCUUAUAUAGUCUGACUACAUGUUUCUCGUACUCCAAUUGUUUUAAUACAAUAUACUCUACCGGACAUGUGUUUUUAUUUCUUUGUAGGCAUUUGUGUUUUAUCGUAAUUACAAACCUGAAAAUGAUAUACAUGUUUCUUACUGUGUUUUAUAACUUUAUGUAAUUGGUGGUGCUCCCUUUCUUCAAAAUACAGAUUUUUAAAAAUUAUUUCUAGAUUUUUUUUCUUUUGCAUACCAUUUUUUUUUACCUAAAGUAUCUAAGAAUCUGGGGACUCUGCUGUUGUUUUAGCUUUGCCCUGCAUAUCUAUAUGGACCAAGUCCCAUGUUUUAUAUUUCACUCAUUGAUUAGGAGGCAGUUCCUUCCUGUGGCCUGUAUUUCUGGAUAUGUGGAUUGUGAGCUCUUCAGUUAAAUCUCAUCCCCUGACUUCAGUAUAGGUUACAGGAGAUUUUGUGUCAGUCUGCAGGUAUGGCUUCAACUUCAUAGCUGUUGGGAGGAAAGGGCCAUUCCCAUUUAAAGGUCUGCACAGUGCAAAUAAGCACGUGGAGAUUUACUGGUUUCAGCAGCAAUGCUGCAUCACAAGUCAAUUGUCCUCUCCGAGCUCCUCUGCAUGGCUCACCUGCUGUAUAUCCUCACCCUCCUGUACUGCAACUGCCUGUUUGUUGAUGUGCUUCUGCGGGCUGUCGGGAAGUUCCAAGCGGUGGCAUCAGACCAUUGUGUCUGGCUACUCGGACUCUCUAUUCAUACCAGCCUUUGAAAAGUUACUGUGCCAAUAAAAGGGUACGACUCUGUUCUUCUGUGGUUUUAUUUAU